GCUUUCGCAGCGAUCGGCAGGCACGUCACAUGCGCUGCGUCCACCAGGCAUCGCCAUCUGGUGCACUGUAUACACACGUCGACGGCAGCACAAUCCUCCUCCACCGCCGUCGCAACCAUGUCCUUCAACGACUCCUCAAAUCUCGAAUCUCAGCCGACGACGUGGCGUCGCAAUGACGACCCACAAUACGCCGACGACCCAGAGUUUCAGCGCUAUACCGAUGGGAUCUCCAACAAGCUCUUCUCCUUGACAUCCAACAUCUCUCGCCUCAGCAGUCAAAUAGGACUACUCGGCACAAGACGCGAGACAGAUCGCGUGCGGGAGCGGCUACAGGAUCUGCUCUCCGAAACACAAGAUGCCUUCAAGGAAGUUGGCGAGGGACUGAAGAAGGUCCAGAGCUGGCAUGACCUGAAUCCCACUCAAAAGUACACCGCUGGGAAAUUGGCAACCGAAUUCCGAGCGUCUCUCGAAGAAUUCCAAACCCUCCAGCGCAGCGCACUAGAAAAGCAGCGCGCAUCACAGUCCGCCGCCAAAGCUGCUUUGGACUCGGAGGGCGUCACAUCUCCCGGUGGCACACAAUUGACCGGGCAACAACAGCAAUUGCAGCAGCAGGAACAGUUACGGCUGGCGGACCAGAAUGAGGUCGACUUCCAGGAAAGUUUGAUCAUUGAGCGAGAGUCGGAGAUAAGGAAUAUUGAGAGCAGCGUGUCGGAGUUGAAUGAGCUGUUCCGGGAUGUGGCGACCAUGAUACAUGAUCAAGGCGGGCAACUGGAUAUCAUUUCGGAGAACGUAACGCAGACGAGGGAUGACACAAGGAACGCGGAUCAACAACUGAGGACAGCUGCGAGACAUCAGAAGAGCGCAAGAGGGAAAGCGUGCUGUUUGUUAAUCAUCCUCGCCAUUGUCUUGGCCGUCGUGCUUUUGGCCGUGUUGGCGUAAUUUUGGGGCGCACUGUACAGAGUAAUUGAUGUGUUGCAUAGAGACGAAGCUAAUGAUAUCCCAGAGUGAUCACAGUCUAACGCGAUGCAUUUAUCAUGCUGAGGGUCGCAAUCUGAAGCGCGUUGCUACCUACGUCCUGAUCCACUGCUGACCAC
This is a messenger RNA of Cercospora beticola, 1094 nucleotides long. RefSeq lists its product as uncharacterized. Gene Ontology annotation, molecular function: SNARE binding; SNAP receptor activity. The record is from RefSeq and is a predicted model, not a curated record. Gene Ontology annotation, biological process: vesicle fusion; Golgi to vacuole transport; intracellular protein transport. Lineage: Eukaryota; Fungi; Ascomycota; Dothideomycetes; Mycosphaerellales; Mycosphaerellaceae. Gene Ontology annotation, cellular component: endomembrane system; membrane; SNARE complex.